AUGACAAUGUCUGGAAAAUCAUCUAAUUUUGCUUGCUUCUUUGAUGUUGAUGGUGUUAUAACUAAAGGACCAAAUGUUAUUCCUGCUGCUAAAGUAGCUCUACAAGAAUUGGUUCAAUGUAAUGUUCCGUAUGUAUUUGUUUCCAAUACAUGUAUGUUAGAAUCAGAAAAAGCUAAACAAUUAUCUGAGAUGCUUGAAGUCCCUGUACUUGCAGAACAAGUUGUUUUGGCUCAUACACCUAUGCGUUGUUUAACUGAAUAUCAUAGUAAACAUGUAUUGAUAUGUGGACAAGGUCGAAUUGAAGAAAUCGCACGAGUAGUUGGUUUUAAAGAUACAACAACUAUUGAACGAUUAUGUAACACUUUUCCUGAAUUAGAUAUGGUUGAUCAUACACAUCGAACAAACUUAAGUGAAUUGAUCAAAACACAAGGUCUUGUUCAUGGUAAAGAUUUUCGUCCAAUUGAAGCUAUUGUACUUCUUGGUGAACCAAUUCAUUGGGAACAAUCGUUACAAAUAAUUACAGAUAUUCUUUUAACUCAUGGCAAUCCAAAUAUUACAUCAAAUUCUUCUAAUAUUGGUGAUCAUAUACCGAUAAUUGCAUGCAAUAAAGAUUUAGUAUUUAAAGCUGUUGCUGAUUUGCCACGUUUUGGUCAUGGAGCAUUUUUAACAUGUCUUGAAGCAUUGUAUAAAAAACUCAGUGGUAAUGAUCUAAGGUAUACUGCACUUGUUGGUAAACCAUAUGAAAUUUCAUUUCAAUAUGCUGAAAUGAUGGCUAAUAAAUUAGCUCGUAGUAAAGGUCAACCAAAAAUUGAACGAAUGUAUUUUAUUGGAGAUAAUCCUGAAGUAGAUAUUGUGGGUGCUAAUAUUUAUAAUGCCUUUCUUGAAAGUGCAAAAGCAUCUAACAAUAGUUGUACAGGCUCUGGACUUUUGUCUCAUCCACGUUUAUUAAGUGCAAAAUUAUGUGAAUCAAUUCUAGUUUGUACUGGUGUAUAUGAUCCAAGUAUACAUACGCUUAAUCCAAAACAACCAUGGUCAAUUCCAACAACAAUUCAAAAGGAUGCAUCAGAUGCUGUUACUUAUAUUUUAAAUAAAGAAAAUUUUAUAUCGAAUUUUCGUGUGUAA
Adineta steineri is the source of this 1122-nucleotide messenger RNA. The record is from the annotation of a GenBank genome assembly. NCBI's taxonomy places the organism in Eukaryota, Metazoa, Rotifera, Eurotatoria, Adinetida, Adinetidae.